Coccidioides posadasii C735 delta SOWgp is the source of this 1804-nucleotide messenger RNA. NCBI's taxonomy places the organism in Eukaryota, Fungi, Ascomycota, Eurotiomycetes, Onygenales, Onygenaceae. The record is from RefSeq and is a predicted model, not a curated record.
UCAACUGUACAGUUCGCUAUGUUCUGUACAAUCCACCACCGGGUCUAACCGCUUUUCCUCCACACCUUAUUUUCCUAGCUGGAAUAGCUGGUGGCACCAGCAAUCUGCUGGGAAGCGGGGAAUCCAAAGUCGGCCCAGCGGCUGGAAUUUACUUUACCAUCUUGGGGGAAAUGGCCCAUGGAUUGAGAAGAUUGACGGCAUUCUUGAGGUCGGAGCCUCUGGAAUUGGUCCACCGCAGGGGUGUGUUGUGGACGGCGUGCACAUGGUAAUCAUUCCUUGAGCUACCCCCGUGUUUUACUUCCCAUCACGGGCCAUUGUUUCUUCUGCUGCAAGUAUUUGGGCUGGCCAGUUCCAGCUCUCGGCCUGAUUAUUGGAAUCGGCGGUUCGAUAUUGCUGCCCACUUCCAAGUUUCGUCUCCCACUCUUAUCUAUAAUUUAGUUGUUUCUUUACUGAAACCAGUGCGCGUGUAUUUAGAUGUCAAGACAUGCAGAGAGGUAUCCCACAUCCAGUGCUGGGGGACGUCAUCUGGAUCUUCUCUCUCGGAUCAAAGCUGCAGGCCUGAUGAAUGGAACCCUUGCAUUCCUGAACAAUUGGACAUAUAUUACUCAGGAUUCCCAUGGCGACUUUGAUCAGCUUAUUAGCCACGGGCCUUAUGCGGGAACUUUGCAAGCCUUCACUACUGGAGUGAGACUGCGAACUCGUUACUCCCAUCUCCUUUCUCUCAGAAACCAUACCCGAUUCUGGGCCAGUGACUGCAAACGAGUUAUCGACUCAGCGCGAUACUUUGCGACCGGGUUCUUUGGCUCGAACUGGGAGACAAAAAACAUUGCUACUCUCGAGGUUAUUCCCGAGACGGCUGAUCGUGUCGCUGAUACCCUGACUCCUGGCGACACAUGUAUUAAGUACCUCGACGAUCCCGAUCAUGGACAUGACAAAGGACUUAAAAUGCUGGCAGAGUUUCAAGAGGCUUACAUACCGCUUAUCUCGAAAAGGUUGAUGAGAGAGAACCCAAAUAUCAAGUUUACUAACUCGGAAAUAUACAGUAUGCAGGAAAUGUGUGGUUUUGAGAUUUUGACACGAGGUUCAAGCCCUUGGUGCGAUGUUUUCACUUUGAACGACUGGGAACAUUUUGAGUAUGCCAGAGAUUUAUUACAUUAUUACCGCGCCGGUCCAGGGAACCCAUAUGGAGCGACGAUGGGGUGGCUGUGGUUAAAUAGGACAACCGAAUUACUUUUACACCCUUCGAACCAAGGAGAUAUGUUCUUUAGCUUCGUCCACGAUGGCGAUAUUGCACCCAUGCUCUCCGCACUCAAAAUAUUUGACGACACUAGGGACCUAACAACCACUCACAUCGCGGGCAACCGAAACUGGCGGACUUCGCAAGUCAUGCCCAUGGGUGGCAGGAUCAUAUUCGAGCGUUUAAACUGCGAACCCGGAGAAAUGAAAAAUCUAAGCGACCCGAGAGAUAGCCCAGAAGAUGAUAGAGCAUCACGCUUCAUUCGAAUUAAUAUAAACGAUGGCAUCGUCACCUUACCCGAUUGUAAUUCUGGCCCUGGUGGAAGCUGCCCCUUAGCCAAUUUUGCGGAGAGGACUCGCGUACGCGGCGAAGAGGUGGGUAACUUUGAGACUGUCUGUGGGCUCGAUGGUAGUGAGAAGGGGAGUAUCACGUUCCUGAGACAACAAUAACAAGCAGGGCCCCCCUAAACCCCGGUGCUGGAUUGGAAUUGUUGCGCGCUGAAAUUCCAUACUCACCGUGCUAUGUUGCUCUUUCAGCAAUUGGCGCUUAGUAUUCUUUUUUUCCCUC